CCGAUCGAGGACUAGUGUGGGAGAUAACUACCGAUGUCUCGAUCUCAUAAGAGGGUCUCUACCAAUGAUGCCGUGGAUGACCCAACACUGAAUAAGAAACAAAAGACCACCACCACCAACAACAACUGUUUCAGUGAAAGCGUCAACGGAAAGAUCGCUGACCGCCCCACACGUGCUAAGUAUCAGUCAAACACCAUAUCACACCAUGAUUCAUCGUCUAAGAAAAAAUUUGGAGUUCGAAAACAAGAGAAGGAGGCAGAUGAAACUUGUGCAGGGUCAAUCGAAGUUGAUCCACAUACUCCCCCUAAUCAUAAUCAGCUAAGAAAUGAGACUCAGUUACAAACACCACUAUCCACCUUAACCAAUGCUACCAUAUCCCACUUUGAUUCACCGGGUGGAAGCUUACAAAUGUUAGAGACAGGAUCAGGGGUGAGUGUGAAGUUUAAGGUGGAUGAUGGAGAGUAUGUUCUGAUAAUCAAGAGAAGGAACGUUCCAAGUUCAAGCGAUGAGCGUAACGUGGAAGAAGAGACAAAUGAAUUGGCUCGAAGCGCAGGCUUGCUGUUGGUUCAAGCUGAGAUGCUUCGUGGCAUGGGAGAGCAACUUCUCGCUCAGUACCGAGCAUCACUUCAACGUACAUUCGGAAAUUUAGUACCCGCAACCGGAACGCCUCUCACUCACCACUGACUUUCCUGCAUCUGCAUGCGUUAUAUUUAUGUGUGUUUUUUCUAUUAAAUUGAAUUUUCAUUCUGUUGGAUAGCAACAAAGUCUCGCAUCAUUGGUGGAGAUCGUACAUUCAGGUCAUUGUAGCGAUAACAUGGUUCUGCUAUGUUACUUAGAUUUGAUUUAAUAAAAGUAAUUUUUAGUUAAAUUGUUUCUGGUUUGUUAUUUGGUGACUAUUGCUCUCGAAACAAUAGGGGAGAUCUCAGCAGAGAAAUUUUCAGUUCGUGAACAAAAGAAUGGAUGUUACAUUGGAUUAACCGGCUAAGAUUGUGCUUAUCAGAAAUCAUCUUAAAUCUUCAAUUCCUAGUUCGCUGAUUCGAGAACAAGCGAGACUGUGUUGCUCCUGUUAAUUAGUGUUAUUGCUUUGAGGCCUUGUCA
Molecule: messenger RNA, 1098 nt
Organism: Cajanus cajan (pigeon pea)
Lineage: Eukaryota; Viridiplantae; Streptophyta; Magnoliopsida; Fabales; Fabaceae
Source: RefSeq, a predicted model, not a curated record